Messenger RNA from Xiphias gladius (swordfish), 1139 nucleotides. Its product is annotated as CD81 antigen-like. Gene Ontology annotation, cellular component: membrane. The transcript is spliced from 8 exons. NCBI's taxonomy places the organism in Eukaryota, Metazoa, Chordata, Actinopteri, Istiophoriformes, Xiphiidae. The coding region runs from base 115 to 831 and encodes 238 amino acids. The record is from RefSeq and is a predicted model, not a curated record.
GCCCCGACAGGCCUGAAUCAACGGAGCCCCCUGGCAGAGACCAAGGAAUAAACUGGACUCGCAGAGUGUCUGAUUUGGGCAAAAAGGACGAGCUGAUAGAGAAAACGGGCAAAAAUGGCUGUGGCGGGCUGCACGAAAUGCAUUAAAUACAUGUUAUUCUUCUUUAAUUUUAUUUUCUGGCUGGCCGGCGGUGUGAUCUUAGGAGUUGCCCUGUGGCUCCGCCAUGACAGUCAAACCAGCAACCUCCUCAUACUUCAGUUUGAAGGCCAGCAGGCACCGAGCACUUUCUAUAUCAGUGUGUACAUACUGAUAGCCGUUGGAGCCGUGAUGAUGCUUGUUGGCUUCCUAGGAUGUUACGGUGCCAUUCAGGAGUCUCAGUGUCUGCUGGGGACGUUCUUCUUCUUUUUGGUAAUCCUCUUUGCCUGUGAAGUGGCUGCAGCAAUCUGGGGUUUCAUGAACAGGGACACAAUCUCCAAAGAGCUGAUCAACUUCUACGACUCUGCGUACAUCAAGGCUGUGGAUGUCUCCGGGUCUCCCAGUAAAGACGCUGCCAUCAAGGUCCUGGAUGUUUUCCACACCACACUUGACUGCUGUGGUAAAGGAGACGACACCGUGCUCUUCAGACAAGUUGCCAGCGCCUUGUGUCCAAGAAAGUCUCCAGAAGACUUUCUGAAAUCUCAGAGCUGUCACGAUAAACUGAUCGAGCUGUUCUCGGAGAAGCUCCACCUGAUUGGUCUGGCUGCCCUGGUGGUUGCUGUCAUCAUGAUCUUCGAGAUGAUCUUCACCAUGGUGCUCUGCUGUGGGAUCCGUAACAGCCCUGGAGUAUACUAGGACUCCAGCCAACAGGCAGCAGCAGCCCACAGCAGCAUAUAAUGGAAUUAUUUCAUUAUGUGUUUCUAUGAAUCAGCUCCUUUUGAUUAUUAACAAGAUGGAUAUCUCUCUCCUUUUUAUUUUAGAUUAGAAACUUUAAAUUGUUUUCGAUAUUGCAAAUCUAUCAUCACUCAGUCUUACACAGUAAUUUAGCUUUUAUCUGUCAGAUGUUCUUUAUUUAUCAUACAACACUUUAUAUGAAUCUUUUAUAUUUACAGUAUGUAUGUGAAAUAUUUCUCUCAAGUCAUUGAAGGUAAUGCCUUUUUUUA